UUUACACUUUCCUUUCUUCCCCGUUGCCGACUUUCACUUUCAGGCAUCUUCUCGCUGUCUUGGCUUCCUCGCUUCACUAUCCUAUGGAUUGGCAAGGACAAAAGUUAGCGGAGCAGAUAAUGCAGAUAAUGUUGUUGGUGUCUGCCGUGAUUUCAUUCGUUGCAGGUUAUGUGUUGGGAUCGUUUCAGAUGAUGAUGAUCAUAUAUGCGGGUGGCGUGACUCUCACCGCAUUGAUUACGGUUCCGAAUUGGCCUUUCUUCAAUCGCCACCCGCUCAAUUGGUUGGAUCCCAUUGAAGCUGAGAAGCAUCCCAAGCCACAGGUGGCUGGGAGUUCGAAAAAGAAAGGCAGCAAGAAGUAAGGUAGUUUAAUUUGAUCUUAGCACCAUUUGAGUUUGCUAGGGGACUGAAUCGAUGUUUUCUUCUUUUAUCUGCUUUGAAGGAUACAAUAAUCUACUUGAUUUCCCUGAAUUUUUUUUGAACUAUGAAACAAUUAAUGGAACAGUUAUUAUUCUUGAAGGAUUCAAUAACCGGGUAUUAUAGAUGCUUAUCAUGGGGACAA
Messenger RNA from Hibiscus syriacus, 559 nucleotides. RefSeq names its product probable signal peptidase complex subunit 1. Gene Ontology annotation, biological process: protein targeting to ER. The record is from RefSeq and is a predicted model, not a curated record. NCBI's taxonomy places the organism in Eukaryota, Viridiplantae, Streptophyta, Magnoliopsida, Malvales, Malvaceae. Bases 84 to 359 code for a protein of 91 amino acids. The transcript is spliced from 2 exons. Gene Ontology annotation, cellular component: endoplasmic reticulum membrane; signal peptidase complex.